This is a messenger RNA of Contarinia nasturtii (swede midge), 1392 nucleotides long. RefSeq names its product serine protease easter-like. Gene Ontology annotation, biological process: proteolysis. The transcript is spliced from 10 exons. Gene Ontology annotation, molecular function: serine-type endopeptidase activity. The record is from RefSeq and is a predicted model, not a curated record. Bases 72 to 1244 code for a protein of 390 amino acids. Lineage: Eukaryota; Metazoa; Arthropoda; Insecta; Diptera; Cecidomyiidae.
GACAUUUAUCGUUAUUCGUUCACUGACUGUGUCACUUUUAACUCAAUUAAAACAUCAAAAAACAUUUGAGGAUGCUGAAUUCAGUGCAAUUAUUAUUGUAUUUUCUGAUUUUAUUUCUCUAUUACAUUAGCUUAUCAAGUGCACAAUCGCUAGGUCAAAGUUGUCAAACGCCCGAUCAAAAACAGGGUACUUGCAUUGAUUUGCACCAAUGUCCUUCUCUCUUCGCCAUUUAUACAAGGAGACCUUUAUCGACUGAUGAUCGGUCUUUUUUGCUUAGAAGUCAAUGCGGCUCUCGUGGCCAUUCACCUUUGCUUUGCUGUGCACUUGCUAUACAACCUACAACUCCAUCACCACCUCGACCCGAAAACCAUCAACAGUCACCAAAUGUAAGGCUUGCAGACGAGCUUCUGCCGCCACCUGGAGUAUGUGGACUGCAAUAUGAAGAACGAAUCAUCGGAGGCGAAGAAACCGCUUUGAAGGAAUUCCCUUGGACUGUCUUGCUCAAAUACAGCACACCAAAAGGUGAAGCAUUCAAUUGCGGUGGUAGUCUUAUUCACAAGGACUUCGUUAUAACGGCAUGUCACUGUGUUGAUGCAAAACAUUUAAGAGAUCGACGUUGGACUAUACCAGCCGUACGUCUAGGAGAAUGGGAUGUAACCACCAAUCCUGACUGUGAAGAAGUUGAUGAUGAUGAAAAUAAUGAUGAAACUAUUCCACGUUGUUCAGAACCUUAUGUUGAUAUUCCCGUAGCCGAAAUUAUUCGCCAUGAGCAAUACCGUCCCAAGGUUAGAUACGAAACAAAUGAUAUUGCCUUGAUUCGCCUGCAACAAUCAGCUGUAUUCACCGAUUUUGUUAGACCCAUCUGUUUACCCAUAGCAAUAGCAAAUAAAAAGUAUGAUGAUCUCUUACUAACAGCUGCCGGGUGGGGCGUUACUGAGAGAGGUACCACCAGUCACGUUAAAAUGAAAGUUGCUAUUAAGGGAGUUCCUCUAAAUCAAUGCAUUGCACAAUAUGGUAACUUAUCAAUUAAACAAAUAUGUGCUGGCGAAGAUGAUAAAGAUGUGUGCAAUGGUGAUAGCGGAGGUCCCUUAAUGAUUCAGCAUAGUGUUAGUCCGCUGCACGUGUAUCAUUACUUAACGGGUAUUGUAUCAUUUGGUCCAGUACCAUGUGCAAGAAAAGGAUCGCCAGCCGUAUACACAAGAGUCGAUCAAUAUAUCGAUUGGAUAUUAUCCAAAAUAAGCUGAUAAAGCAGCCAUAAUCAAAUCGCCGUACAGAGUUUACACAUUUAAUUUGAUGAAAUUCCACCUUGAACUGAAUAUUUCGACACAGACUUUGUAAUUCAAAAUGAUUUUGAACUGGAAACAAAACAUUACAUUAUUUAUAAAAGAUUCA